Arabidopsis thaliana (thale cress) is the source of this 1683-nucleotide messenger RNA. It is a transcript of the gene PARVUS, whose product is annotated as Nucleotide-diphospho-sugar transferases superfamily protein. Gene Ontology annotation, molecular function: glycosyltransferase activity. The record is from RefSeq and is marked reviewed. Gene Ontology annotation, biological process: pectin biosynthetic process. NCBI's taxonomy places the organism in Eukaryota, Viridiplantae, Streptophyta, Magnoliopsida, Brassicales, Brassicaceae. Gene Ontology annotation, cellular component: endoplasmic reticulum membrane. The coding region runs from base 272 to 1327 and encodes 351 amino acids. The transcript has a single exon.
UUUUUUUGUUACCUGACGCAAUAAUAUGAUUUUCAGUUUUCAAGAUUUAAAUUUAAAAAUCAUGAAAAGGGCUUGGAAUCUAAUCAAUAUAUAAAUAUUUUUUAAUGAGAGAAACCCAAAAUCUAAGCAAAACCAUUUUUUUAAUUUUCCUCUCUCUUACACACACACAUGAUAAAAAGUGUUUAGAGACAGCUCUUCUCUUCUUGUUCUCAGUUUGAGAGAAACAAAACCUUCCAAUACAACCAGAGAGUCGACGAAGAAGAAAGAAACCAUGUCCCAACAUCUUCUUCUUCUCAUUCUCCUCUCGCUACUUCUUCUUCAUAAACCCAUUUCCGCCACUACAAUUAUUCAAAAAUUCAAAGAAGCCCCACAGUUUUACAAUUCUGCAGAUUGCCCCUUAAUCGAUGACUCCGAGUCCGACGAUGACGUGGUCGCCAAACCAAUCUUCUGCUCACGUCGAGCUGUCCACGUGGCGAUGACACUCGACGCCGCCUACAUUCGUGGCUCAGUCGCCGCUGUUCUCUCCGUCCUCCAACACUCUUCUUGUCCUGAAAACAUUGUUUUCCACUUCGUCGCCUCUGCUUCCGCCGACGCUUCUUCCUUACGAGCCACCAUAUCCUCCUCUUUCCCUUACCUUGAUUUCACCGUCUACGUCUUCAACGUCUCCUCCGUCUCUCGCCUUAUCUCCUCCUCUAUCCGCUCCGCACUAGACUGUCCUUUAAACUACGCAAGAAGCUACCUCGCCGAUCUCCUCCCUCCCUGCGUCCGCCGCGUCGUCUACCUAGACUCCGAUCUGAUCCUCGUCGACGACAUAGCAAAACUCGCCGCCACAGAUCUCGGCCGUGAUUCAGUCCUCGCCGCGCCGGAAUACUGCAACGCCAAUUUCACUUCAUACUUCACAUCAACCUUCUGGUCUAAUCCGACUCUCUCUUUAACCUUCGCCGAUCGGAAAGCAUGCUACUUCAACACUGGAGUCAUGGUGAUCGAUCUUUCCCGGUGGCGCGAAGGCGCGUACACGUCACGCAUCGAAGAGUGGAUGGCGAUGCAAAAGAGAAUGAGAAUUUACGAGCUUGGUUCGUUACCACCGUUUUUAUUGGUUUUUGCCGGUUUGAUUAAACCGGUUAAUCAUCGGUGGAACCAACACGGUUUAGGAGGUGAUAAUUUCAGAGGACUGUGUAGAGAUCUCCAUCCUGGUCCGGUGAGUCUGUUGCAUUGGAGUGGGAAAGGUAAGCCAUGGGCUAGGCUUGAUGCUGGUCGGCCUUGUCCUUUAGACGCGCUUUGGGCUCCGUAUGAUCUUCUUCAAACGCCGUUCGCGUUGGAUUCUUGACCAGUCUCGAUCGGUUUACUUAUUAUUAAUACCGGUACAUACAUAUAUACAAUAUACAGGUGAAUUUUUGUUUUUACUGUACAUCGAUUCGUAAAUCAUACAACCGAAGAAGAAAAAAAACAUUUUGCUUUUUGCUUUUGUUCGUUGUUGUUUUCAUUGGUUUUGUUUUGGAGUAUAGAAGAGAAUAUACAAAAAAAAAAAUACUCUCAAGUGACCAAAAGAAUGAUCAAAAUGGCUAAAUUUUUAACAUUUUCUAUAAAAGUGUAAUUUUAUCAAAUACUAUUAAAUGGGAAUUAUCUUGCAUUUAGAGCUGGAAACGCUGCAUUUGCGUUGUGCAUAUGGGGAAUGGAACAAAU